Molecule: messenger RNA, 2313 nt
Organism: Hemiscyllium ocellatum (epaulette shark)
Lineage: Eukaryota; Metazoa; Chordata; Chondrichthyes; Orectolobiformes; Hemiscylliidae
Product: hepatocyte growth factor activator-like
Exons: 16
Coding region: 1-2313 (770 amino acids)
Biological process (GO): zymogen activation; blood coagulation
Cellular component (GO): extracellular region
Molecular function (GO): serine-type endopeptidase activity; calcium ion binding
Source: RefSeq, a predicted model, not a curated record
AUGAAUGAAAGGGGAAAAGUUGCUUGGAAGAAGCCUGCUUGCUUUGGACAGAAUCCGAACACCCCAACAAGUGUAAACAGGACUGCUCUGGCUGCUGGUGCCAACCACUCCCAUGUAACACUUCCUGUAAACAAGAUUAUUGACAUCGAUGGAGUGAAAUCAGAAAAUACUAGGACGGCAACUGAAGAGUCAGAUGGGAACCUGAGUUUUGAAGGCUACAUUUCUGAACUGAAAGGUUGUCAAGGGAGAAUGCGCACUGGAGUUUAUCGGAUGUCGGAGUUGCCAUCACUGAUAACAGCGAAGAGUGACAAGAGUGGGCUGACGCAAAAGCUGGCAGUGUUUCAUGAAGACCCUCAGCACUGGACUCUGAAGGGAUUAGAUAGUGAUAACCAGACUAAUGCCAAUCUAACCUGCUCAGUGUUCACAGAUAAUGGCUGGCCUUGUGUGUUUCCCUUCCGGUUUGCGAGCAAGCUGCAUCGUACCUGUAUACCGCACAGAGUGACCAAUAGGAAAUGGUGUGCCACCACCCCCAAUUUUGACAAGGAUGAACAAUGGGGUUACUGUGAAUGGAUCCAGCCACUAACACAUGAUUAUUGUGAAAGUGACCCCUGCUGGCAUGGUGCUGCCUGUGUCAAUAUGCCUCGAUACAACUCUUAUCAGUGCAUCUGUAAAGACCCAUUCACAGGAAGGCACUGUGAGAAAGAAAAGUGCUUUGAAAGACAGCACCUGAAAUAUUAUGACUUUGGAAAGACAUGGAUGCGAAGUCUUCAUGGUGACAUUGAGAAAUGCAUUUGUACCGAGAAUGGGAUUCAUUCUGAAAUUGUAAGAUCCAAAGCUUGUGGGACCAACCCAUGUCUUCAUGGAGGGACCUGCCAUGAGGUGGAAGACAGCGGUGAGAGUGUAUGUGAGUGCAGUGAGAAUUACGUUGGGGAGUUCUGUGAAAUAGUGAAAUGCUUCGACAGUAGCCACUACAGGUACUUCCUUAUUGGGGAGCGCUGGGUCCGCAUUGUUGGAGACGAGGUGGAAAACUGUGUGUGUACUGGCAGUGGGCCUGAGUGUGACAGCGUUCAAUAUGAAGAGUGCAGGGUUAACCAGUGCCUCCAUGAUGGUCAGUGCCGAGCAGUCCAGGAUGCAGAGGAGAUUAUCUGCCAGUGCCGGGCUGGCUUUGCGGGGAAAUACUGUGAUAUUGACAAGAAUGCUACCUGCUAUGAGGGCAAUGGGAUGUCUUAUAAAGGUCCUGAAGAUGAGAGUGCCUUGGGUAUUGAAUGCUUACCCUGGAAUGAGGGCUUCCUGCAUGAUCACUUAAACAUUAGUAGCCUGGAAGGAGCUCUCCAGUUGGGUCUAGGCGACCACUCCUACUGCAGAAAUCCGGAUGGUGAUGAAAAACCCUGGUGCUACAUAAUGUUAGACAACCACGUGUCCUGGGAGCACUGCAAUAUCGCAAAGUGUGGUACAAUGAGUUUCUGGUCAAAGAGAAUUCGUCCUAUUGCAAGGUUUACAGGGUCAAUAUUUCCUCAACAAUCACCCUCAUGUGGGAAACAGGCUCAGAAGGGCCCAAAACCAAGGAUUGUUGGAGGCUCCUCAGCCUUGCCUGGCUCCCACCCCUGGCUUGCCGCCAUAUACAUCGGAAAAAACUUUUGCACUGGAUCCCUUAUAUUCUCUUGUUGGGUUGUUUCCGCUGCCCAUUGCUUCAUUGACAGUCCCCUUACAUCAUCAAUCCGAGUUGUGUUGGGACAGCAUCAUUUUAAUAAAACGAGCAAAAACACUCAAGUAUUCGAAAUUGAGAAAUACAUUCUACACAGCAAAUACAAUGUGUUUGAUGAAACCAUACAUGACAUAGCCCUUCUAAAGAUGAAGAAGAAAAAUAAGCGCUGUGCGACCAAGACCAGAUUUGUUCAAACACUCUGUCUACCGUCUGUGACUGAUUCCUUCCCAGAUUGUACAGAGUGCCAAAUCGCUGGAUGGGGACACACUCAUGAAAAUGCAACAACAUAUCCUUGCACUUUGCAGGAAGCCACAGUCCGCCUCAUUCCCCAAGGAUUGUGCAGCAGCAAUUUUCUCUACGGCACUGAAGUGACACCAAAUAUGAUCUGUGCAGGAGAAAUGAUGAAAUCUGUCGAUGCCUGCCAGGGAGAUUCCGGAGGCCCACUAGUUUGCAACAAAGGGAACACAGCAUAUCUGUACGGGAUCGUCAGCUGGGGGGAAGGCUGCGCUAAGAUGAACAAGCCGGGAGUCUACACAAGGGUUACCAAGUACAUCAAUUGGAUUUACAGGAAGAUCAAACAUAGACCAAAAUACAACCAGAAAGGCUAA